GGGUGUGUUCUCCCUUGGGUUUUGCGGUAGUGCUCAUGCUUCGAACCUUAGCUGCUUACAACAAUAUCACUUGUGUCACUGUGAAGAAAAAACCCCACUUGUGUUGAUCAGCCUGCACUCGGCUGACUGUGGUCUCAGGCUGAAGAACCUCUUUCUGACUGCAGCUUGUCCAUGUGACUUGGUUUCCGUUGCCUGCUUCCGUGAAUAGUUAAAAAAAAAAAAAAAAAAAGAGGCAGUAGUUGUUCAGUCUGUGCAGAGGACGACACACAUGAGAAAGCUCUGCUUCAGCGAGUCAACCAGCGAUAUGGUCAAAGAAUCAACUGUCAGUGGCUUGGGAAAUCCACACCUAACCACCAGUGGAGGAUGUUAAAAUGCCAGUCCACAGGCGCACUCCCAUCCUGCUUUGCUUCUUUCCUGUGUGGAGAAUCCUGACAGUUUUAAGUCAUCCACAGCACCACCAAUGCCAGAUGAUACAAAGAACAGCACUCUGCAACAAUUUCAGGCUCUCCUCGGUGCCCUCAGGACUGCCUGACAACACAGAGGAGCUUCAGCUCAACUACAAUCACAUUCAAACACUACAAGAUGAUUCUCUGCUUCGUUAUCCCACAUUGGGCACCCUGAGCUUAGCUCGCAACAGUUUGGAGAAAUUACAAUCAAACACUUUUCAGGCCUCAAAACUGUUAGGAAGCUUGAAUUUAGCAGACAACAACCUCCACAUUGGCUACCAGGAAAGCAGCAAAGCACUAAAGAAACUACCUGGACUGAGAGUUCUUGAUCUGUCAGAGAAUAAGCUUGACGAUGGUAUGGCCUCCGUUCUUCUGCAGAAUCUCACAUCCUUAGAGUAUCUCAAUCUCUCUGGAAACCUCCUGCUCAGGCUGGACGAGAGCUCAUUCUCGGACCUUCACCAGCUUAAGGAGCUCGACCUGCAGAGAAACAUGUUGUUUGAGAUCGACAACGCCUUUGACGGCAAUCCCAAGCUCCAGCGUCUCAACUUGGCCUUCAAUUACCUGCCUUGUCUCAUUGAUUUCCACAUGAUCCAGCUGGUGGUUCUUAAUGCCAGCCACAACGUCAUUGAGUGGUUUAUCACCAGAGAAGACAUCAAUGUUACCUUCCAUCUGGAGACACUGGACCUUACCAACAACAAGCUGCUCUUCUUUCCUUUCCUCCCGGUGCAGAGCCGCUUGCGGAACCUUUACCUCUCUCACAACAGUGUGCGUUUCUAUGAGCGCUUGGAAGACAGCGCCACAUUCCCAAAUGGGACUACAGAAGUUCAGUUCUACAACCUGAGGAACAACACGAGCAACGUGACGGUUCGGCUUUGGGAUGACAGCCUUCACGGCGACGUGUCCGCUGUGGAGAUUUUAGAUCUGAUGGCAAACCAGGUGGACUAUUUCCCCAAAGGAUUCUUAGGGAAAAUGCUCGCCUUGUCCAGACUUCGAAUGCGCACCAACUGUUUGGAAGCGCUGAAUCUGACUUUAGAACAGUUUGCUAGCAGCUUGUACGAGUUGGACGUUAGCAACAACAGGUUGCACCAGAUCGCAGCAGAUGAAGAUUCCCUGACUGCGCUGGGCAACUUAACAUUCCUAAACCUGAGCUUGAACGAUCUUCAGUGGUUCCCUUCCAGAUUAUUUUCCUCACUGCCGAGCCUCAGGUCGGUGGAUCUGAGCUUUAACAGCAUUAAUGUUUGCCAAACCCAGAAGGCCGAUGCCUUCACUGACACUAUCUCAGAAUGUGUAAUAUGGAAAAACGCUGCAUCCCUGCGGCAACUUUACCUCAAGGGAUGCAAACUUGAGAGAAUUCCGCCCUUUGCAUUUACUGGAAUGUCUCUGACGCACUUGGAACUGUCGGACAAUCCCGGACUCUUUGUGGAACACUCAUUACAAAGUCUCAGUGGAACGCUACAGCAUCUAGGCCUUGGAAACACACAGAUACAAUCUUCUGACUUCUCCUCUUUCAAAAGGUUGAAGUCUUUAAACAUUUCAAGGAACUUGCUCACCCAUUUCCCCACCUCACUUUCAAACCUUGACCUGAGACUCCUGGACGUAAGGGAGAACAGACUGUGGACGAUUCCCUCAGACCAGGCAAGAGCAUUAGCCCCCAAACUUCAGACCAUUUUCCUGACAGGGAAUCCUUUCAAUUGCUGCCAAACGGAAUGGUACAGGACAUUUGUAACAGCAAAGACAGUCAAUAUGUUUGAACAGUCUGAUAUCAUGUGUGAAGAUCUCAUCCAAGCAACGCACCAACUACAGAACUUUCACUCAUUUAUGUGCAGGGAGGAAGAUGCAGAAUCUAUAUUCUGGUAUAUCAUGCUUUGUGUAUCAAUAGGACUUUCUUUGGUGAGCAUUUCAACCAUUUCUGUCCUCAUGCUGAGGCACAAAAUAUUUCAAAAACCAAUCAAAAAGAAGUGUUUGAAGCCAACAUCUUACUGAGACUUUAUAAACCCAAACGACACUGUGCCGUGUGGCUAGCAGUGGCAGCAACACAGACGUUUUUCCACUCUAGGAGGCAGUUAUUUGUGUUAGCACAAGAGAAUUUAUCAUAAAUGUGCAAAUGUGCAAUUUAAGGUAAAUUUUGCCUAUUACUUCACACAUAAAAUACACAAUAGAUAACAACAAACAACAGCAACUGAUU
Thalassophryne amazonica is the source of this 2631-nucleotide messenger RNA. RefSeq names its product negative regulator of reactive oxygen species (gene nrros). Bases 372 to 2429 code for a protein of 685 amino acids. The record is from RefSeq and is a predicted model, not a curated record. NCBI's taxonomy places the organism in Eukaryota, Metazoa, Chordata, Actinopteri, Batrachoidiformes, Batrachoididae. Gene Ontology annotation, molecular function: protein binding. Gene Ontology annotation, cellular component: extracellular matrix. The transcript is spliced from 3 exons.